UUUGAUAAAUUUUCAAUAGGAAAUUUAGUGCUGUUAAAUGUUGUUCAGGAAGAUGAAGGUACAUAUAUUUGUCAUGCUUUUAAUGGUAUUGGAGAAAGAAUAUCUGCAUCUACAAAUAUAUAUAUUCAUGAAAUACCUCAUUUAUUAAGUUCACCCGAUGACAAACAGAUCAUAAAGGGUGAAAACAUAACUGUGGAAUGUAUUGCUAAAGGUUACCCCAAACCUCAUAUUGAAUGGUUUCAUAAUGGCAAAAAACUUGUGACAAACAGUCGGAUCCAUGUAAAAGGAGGAUUACUAAACAUAAAGAAAUCUUUACUAAAAGAUUCAGGAAUUUAUCAGUGCUUUGCAAUAAAUGCUUUGGGAUCGACCUACGGAGUAUUUGUUAUCGAUAUUCACGAUACCUCAAAAAUAUCAAGAGACUGGGGGAGUGACGAGGAAACAGAGGAAGAGGAAGAGGAAAUGUAUGAUGGCCACAAUGCAUUUCAAGAUUUUUUAGGUGAUAAGAAAGGACACAAAAAAAGAAAGCAUAAAGGAAUAAAAAUGGUGCCACCCAGUAAACCCGAAGUUACUCGUUUAUCGGACAAUUCUGUAAUGGUGAGAUGGAAUGUCCCACAGAAUGAUGGUCUGCCAAUAAUAUUUUUUCGUGUUCAGUAUAAGGAAGUGGGGAAAAAGGGAAAUGUCUGGAUAACAAUUGAUGAAGACAUAGCUUCUCAUCUUCAUGCUCAUGCAGUGAGUGGACUGAAAACUGGUGGACGAUAUAGAUUUAGAAUUGCAGCUGUUUAUGCUAAUCAAGAUAAUAAAAUGGGUCCCAGCUCUGCAAAAUUUAUUCUUCAUAAAGAUCCUCCAGUAAAAAAACCAGAAUCGGGACCGACAAUAACGGAGGCCGAAGCAGUCAGUCAGUCGGCCAUUAUGUUACACUGGAAAUACGAAGAAGUUGAUUCGAUUCCAGUUGAAGGCUUUUUUAUUUAUUAUCGAGCCACACACAGUGCCGGAGAAUAUUCACAAGUCAUCGUAUUGGGUUCAAACACACAAUCGCACAUUUUAUCUCAUUUGCUUCCAGAAACUCCAUAUGAUAUUAAAAUGCAGUGUUUUAACAUUUACGGAACAUCUGAUUUCUCCAAUAUCUAUACAUGCAAAACAUUACCAUCCCAGAUUACAGAUGUCAACAAUUAUCAUAACAAACCACAACAAGAUAGGUCAACAACUAAUGACGGAAGCAAAAGUGUAGCUACAAAAUCUGUGGAAAGUAGCAAACUCAUAUACAUCAUUCUUGGAAGUGUUUUGGGAAUAAUGCUGUUGGUCUUGCUGAUCUUCAUGGUGUUAUGUAUUCAGAAACAACAGAGACAAAGGAGACAUUUACAAACAAAUCAAACUACUUUAGAACUCCAAGUGAAACCCGACACUAACGGUCACAUACCUUCAACCAAUGGAUUUUUGAAAGGAAAAGAGAAAGUUAAUAUUAGUGUUAAUCCAUUAAAUGAAUAUUUGAAAGAUGAUGAUCCUAAACUUAGCCAGACAGCCAAAAUUUCUAGUAACAAUAAUGAAAUGAUUCCACUUAACAAUCUAGAAAGAAAUGACAGACAAGGUAUGAAUUUUAAAAUUAUUGCUUUACACAGGAUAGUUACAGUUAUUUCUUUAUUUUUUACAUACAAAUUAUGUCUCAGAUUAUUUAAAGCAUGAUCUGCUAGUGCAAUUGCAUGCAAAAUUUACUAUAAGUUUUUAUGAAAAGGAAAAGUUGUUUAAUAAAUUCUAUACAGAUGAUAAGUAUGGUAAUAAUCUAUCAGCCAAAUGUUGUGAUGCAUACACCUUUGUUCUAAAAACAAAAAUCAUGGUUAUUAGUGAAGGCAAUCCAAUGAUAAUUUUUAUUAUUUGUUUGAUAUCAUCCAUAAUGUAUAAAAAACCACACACAUUUGUAUGUGCUUAAAUAUUUCCAACUAAAUAGGUUGCAUUGAAACCUAUUAUACAAUUUUUUGACAAUUCAGAAAUCAGUGUGCAAGGAUAUUAAGUUGGGAAUGUUGAUCAUGCAUCACAAUAAUUGAAUAUGUUGUAGAGUGAUAUAGCAGAAAAAAUAAUUCAAUUACAGGUUAUUAAAUGUUAUAAAUGUGUAUUGGAAGUUGUCAGUUUCUGUUUAAAAGAAACUCAACAUCACUGUGAUGGUGGAAAAUACACAGUAUGUGCUAGGUUGCUGAACUGAAGCCAGUGUAAUAAGCUACUGGAGAUUGGCUAUAUACCGUUGAUUUCACAUAGUCCACACACAAAAAAAAAAUCCAAGGAAUUUGUAUCAUGUAAUGACCCAUUAUGGCUACAUUAAUUGUCAUUGAAUGUGGCAAAAUAUUGUCUUGCUGGAAGAUUACACUCUUCAUGUCCCCAUGUAGUGUCCUCCAUGAAAAUGAAUAGCCUGCACAUUUUAUUACAACUCAUUCCACACCACACGGUUUUCAGGCUUGCGUGAUAGCAUUGGGUGUGUUCAUUCUCUCAGAGAAAACCCACUGAUUGUUGUUUCCUCUGUCACAUACAUAAUGUGCUGUGGAAACAUCUUCAUGUAUUGACACAUACACUUCCUCCUGAUGUGUGAGGCAAAAUCAGACUGACUUGCAGGAAAUUCUAAUAACCUUUCAUAAUGGAGUAUAGUAACACUCUUAAACUUGUCAGAACUCUCCCUAGACAUGAGUAAUACUCUUCCAUUUUAUAUACCACACCAAAAUUGACAACCUUUCAACACAAAGUAAUCAAUUACAGGCUACUAAACAUUCCAAAUGGAUCACACAGUAUAUUUUACAGAAAAUAUUUGAGUCAAAUAUAAAAUUAUAGCAUAGCUAGCUGCGUGUAUAAAAAAUGUAAUGAUGAUUACGUACUGCACAUAUUAUAUCUCUAGUAUUAAAUUCCUCCCAUGAAACUAAUGCAAACUUCAGAAAAAUAAUAUUAAUUCUAGUGUUUUUGUAUCUUAACCAAUGUCCACAAAUUAUGUGGGUAAUCCCAAAAGUAAGGUCUCCUAUUUUUUAAAAAUAGGAAGAAAUGUUUAUUUUCAAUAAUGUUCAUAUCAUUUUAAAGCUUGAACAUUUAUCUAUUUUUCUACAUAAUCGCCAUUUUGGUUGAUGCAUUUUUGUAGGCACUGUAACAGAUUUUGUAUGCCCAUGUCAUACCAGCUCGCCACCAUGUCACGGGACCCAUCUUGCGCACACCUUCCGAUAUUGCAACUUUUCUGUUAAAAUCCUAUGAAUGGUGCUUCAGGAAACUCCAAGAACCAAAAUGCAGAGAUCAUCCAGAGUGAUUCCCCGAUCUUCACACAUGGUUUGCUCAACCUUUGCGACUGUCUCCCACUUCUUUCUUUAUCAUGAAUUUCAGUACGAUGUGCUGCAAACUCCCUACACCACUUGAGUACGUUUUUGACAUCUAUGCAUGACAUGCCAUACAUUUCGUCAAUUAGUGAUGAAUUUCAAUCGGUUUAACACGACACAGCGGCAAGCUGGUGAC
This is a messenger RNA of Centruroides sculpturatus (bark scorpion), 3474 nucleotides long. Its product is annotated as cell adhesion molecule-related/down-regulated by oncogenes-like. The annotation marks the transcript as partial. The transcript is spliced from 10 exons. Gene Ontology annotation, molecular function: protein binding. Gene Ontology annotation, cellular component: plasma membrane; axon. The record is from RefSeq and is a predicted model, not a curated record. Gene Ontology annotation, biological process: cell-cell adhesion; axon guidance; nervous system development. Lineage: Eukaryota; Metazoa; Arthropoda; Arachnida; Scorpiones; Buthidae.